AUGAGGGCAGCUGCCAUGGUCAUUUGCGCAAUCACGAGAACAACAGGAAGGUUGGCACCCGCCGACUGGAUGGGAGCGAAUUUUGAUUUCCUGAAGGAGAAGACGCUUUUGGAGAUCACGCUUCCAGGAUCACACAACAGUGGCAACUACUUCGGCGGCUUGUACGCCGACCGGAUUUGCCAGAGCGACUACCGCUACAAUGAGUACUUGGCUUCUCCCAGCUCACUUGCCUUGCUGUCGAAAGGUGAGCACGUCUUCAGCCAAGCUGAAUUCGAUCGGAGAAUGAUACCGUGGAACAUCAACCACUUCCGGCCAAUCAAAGCUCAGCUUCUGGAAGACGGCGUGCGGAAACAGCAGCACGCGGUGUGUAGCAUGGCAGAGGCCGCUUACCGGUCCAUGGGCAAUCUGAUGAACUUGGCUGACCUCCGUUUCCAGCAUCGUGGAUACACAACAAUUGAGACAGUGGUAUCGUCGACACUGCAAGACAUUUUGCAGUUUCUCGACCAUCACCCGAAGGAGAUUGUUGUGUUGGCCUUCAACAAUUUGCAUAACAAUGUCACCAACAAAUUCAGCGAAGCUGACGUCGAUGCCUUGUCUGCGGCGCUGGAGUUGGAGCUAGGUCAGAAGAUUAUUAGUGCGCCAGACCUAUUCAGCAAAAGCUUGGAACAGCUGCUACGUUUAGGCAAGCGGGUUGCGGUAUUUGUCAAGGGCAGCAGGCCGAAUUUUCGUGGUGUGAUCUCCAGUGAGAUGCACCUCACAGAGAACUGGGGAUCCGCGAUGGACAGUGGAAAUCUCACAGCCGCCAAGGACUGGCUAAUUCAGGACCUUCAAACGGCUGCUUCAGCUGCCAAAGGUCGAUAUUACGUCAUGCAGGCGAAUCCCAACAAUGCAGAGUCCUUGAUGUACGAAGCGAUGAACACGGGCCUUGGGCCACAAUCAAACCUGAGAUUUCUGGAGACAUUUUUGCUGGAGCUUGGAAGCCUCGUCAUCCGUACGACGCGAAAUGAGCCUCAAAUUCGGAUCAAUGUGAUUGACACGGACUUUUUGUCCAUAAGCCAGCCCUACCAAACGUGCAUGCUACUCAUGGGUCUCUCGUCAAGCCUUCCUGAGAACCCUGACACGCUCAGUACAUGGCUGAUCCGCUUGAGCAUGGUCGUUUUUACUGCAGCACUUCUUAUCUGGGCCUGCCGCACAUACCACAAGCCAACUGGAUACCAACGGCAUAGCCCUCGAAAUUAA
Molecule: messenger RNA, 1239 nt
Organism: Symbiodinium pilosum
Lineage: Eukaryota; Dinophyceae; Suessiales; Symbiodiniaceae
Source: the annotation of a GenBank genome assembly